ACGCUCAAGUCUCAACUAUCCUCUGCGUGUUCAAACGUUGAAGUGAAACAGUGAAACCUAUUUUUCUUUUCCCAUUGUACCCAACAACCCCUUCCUGCGAGCCAACUACCAAAACUGUUUCUUGCAAGAUUUGCCAAGAGCGGAGCAUUUCUAGAACACGAAACAGUCAUCCAUCCAAAUUGUCCAGGACUAAUCUUUACUUUAAUUUCAAGAACACCCAGGAAUUUAGUUUUGGUAAGUAGGAAGUUAUGAUUCUUGUUGGUUUGUACUACAAACAUCUCAUAAAUUCAUAGCACAACUCUAGCAAUCUUCCAAGACUCCAAGUCAAUGAAAUGAAAAAUCAAAACUUUAAAUUUUUUAUUCGCAUCUUUAUCCGGAAAAUUCCUUAAUAAUUAAGAAGCGUAGUCUACUACGCAAUAGAACGAUCCCAAUAAUAUUCCCAGAUUCCCAUCAGGUAUAAAUGCAAGAGAAGACAAUUUCAGUUGCAGAAAGUCAGAAAGACUUCAAUUUUGGUGGCUAUUUUCAGCUGAUGCUGCUGUUGGAGCUAUGUUCUAUCUGUUUCUUUAUGAAUCUGUAAGUCUUUGUUUGUUUUGUUCUGCUAGUUCUUAUCUGGUUUAACUGAUUUACUGAAAUGAUGUCUGGUUAAGAACUGAGGGUUGCGAAUUUAGUGUUUAGGGAUUGAUUCAAUUUGGAUUCUUUUAGGUUCUUUGAAGUGGUUUGAACUUAAUUUAGACUGGGUAGGGCGUUUGUUUUGGUGGGAAUUGUUGAAUUUAAUCAAUUUAUGUGUUCUUGAGAGGGGGUGGGGGGUGGGGGUGUGAAUUUCUUAGUAAUUGAGCAGAUGAAUGUGGUGGGUAGAGUUAGCAGCAUUAUAACCGCGGGUGUGUACUCGGUUGCCACCCCGUUUCAUCCUUUUGGUGGAGCUGUCGACAUUAUUGCUGUAAAGCAGCAGGAUGGGAGCUUCAGGUGCACCCCUUGGUAUGUUCGGUUCGGUAAAUUUCAGGGCGUUCUUAAAGGGUCCGAGAAGGUUGUUAGGAUACAGGUUAAUGGAGUUGAAGCCGAUUUUCACAUGUAUCUUGACAACUCUGGUGAAGCCUAUUUCGUGAGGGAGGUUGAUGCUGAUAAGGAGAGUGAAUCGAACGGAGGCUUGAUAGUUUCUGAUGAAGGGUCUCAUAGGCACGAGACUAAUGAGUCCAUUGAUUCUGAGUUAGAGAGGCAAGAGGAACGUGUUGGUUCGGGUGUAGCUCUUCUAGAUAGGACAGAGUCUGGGUUAUAUGAGUUUUACGACGUUCAAUCUUCUCUUGAGGAUUCGAUUAACUUAUCAGAAUAUGGUUCCAGCCACUAUGAAAAUUUAGAUGCUGUGGAACACAUUUUAGAAUCCCAAAGUUCUAGUCCAGAAGUUGUUUUGGUGAGCGUGGAUGGCCACAUAUUGACUGCACCGAUCUCUUCAUCUGAUAAUACAGAAAAUGUAGAGCUGAGCAUGCCUCGGUUUCAUCUUGGCCCGGGUGAAAGUGCUGAUUUUCGCAAGGGGAAUGCAAAGUUUAGCACAGGCAAAGCUAAACGGGCCACUGAUUGCUCGGGUGUUACUGAAACAUCUGUACCGAGUGUUGGUUUUGAGAAUCGGGAUACAAAGUUUCAUAGGAAUGACAGUCUCGAGAGUACAUCGUCUGACAUCAAGAACGAGGAUGUUUUCAAAAGUUGUUUGGAGUUAUCAGAAUUGGCCUUGGAGAUUGGAAACAAGCCCAACCAAAAAGACACCCUUUCCUCAUUUGGAGGUUCAGAAGAGAUGUCUCAUUUGAGCCCCCUAACAAUCAAGGAAACCGAAGAUCGUUCUAACAAAUUUGGUCACGAUAACAUGUUACCUCCUGGAUCUGAUCCGUCUAGCUGUUAUCCUCUCCCAAGUGUACUGGUUGAAGUUGAAAACCUCGUGGAAAGUACAUCAAAAAUUGAUCUUACCGAUUCUGAUACUCCACAGAUUGAGGGUUCAGACAAAUGUGUUCAAAGUGAAAAUUUGGAACCACACGCGAGAGAUUCUGUUGCUGAUGCACACGGUGGUAAUAACAGGAGAUUGGAGAUCUCUCGUUGUGGGAACUUGCUUCACCCUGGAAUGGGCUCGAGUGAAGCUGCAGAAGUCUUUAAGGCAAACCGUAUAUCUGAGGAGGAAUAUAAAAGCGAUGCAGAAUCCAUAAUUAAGAAUAAAGAUUUGGUUGUUAGAAUUCGAGGGAAGUACUUGCCGUGGGAGAGGGCUGCUUCUAUUGUUCUUGGAAUGGCUGCAUAUAACUUGGAAUUACCUAUUGAAUCUACUGACGUAAUUCGAGUUGAGCGGGAUGAAGGGCCAAGAACGAGGGAAGAUGAUUCUGGGUUCAGUGGAACUCCUUCUGGACGGCGAUGGAGGCUCUGGCCAAAUCCAUUUAGAAGAGUUAAGAGUCUCGAGCAUAGAAGCAGUAAUUCAACAACCGAGGAUGCAUCUGUUGAUUCUGAAUGUACCUUACAGAACCAAGGUGUAGAAGUAGAACCAAACGCAACACCACAGGGAGGCAAAGAAUCUUCGCACAAGCAAUUUGUGAGGACAAAUAUUCCGACUUCUGAUGAAAUUGCAUCUUUGAACCUCAAGGAGGGGCAAAACACGGUUUCUUUCAUUUUCUCUACAAGGGUCCUAGGGGAGCAGAAGGUUGAAGCUCAUAUGUACCUAUGGAAGUGGAAUGCACGAAUUGUAAUUUCUGAUGUUGAUGGUACUAUUACCAAGUCUGAUGUUCUUGGUCAGUUCAUGCCUUUGGUUGGGAAGGACUGGACACAUUCUGGAAUUGCAAGACUAUACUCGGCAAUUAAGGAGAAUGGGUACCAGUUACUUUUUCUGAGUGCUCGUGCAAUUGUUCAAGCAUAUUUGACCAGAAGUUUUCUAUUCAAUCUUAAACAGGAUGGGCAAACUCUUCCAAAUGGACCGGUUGUUAUUUCCCCUGAUGGUCUAUUUCCAUCGCUGUACCGAGAAGUAAUAAAACGAGCUCCUCAUGAAUUUAAGAUUGCCUGUCUACAGGAUAUCAAGGCUCUGUUCCCUCCGGAUUAUAACCCAUUUUACGCGGGAUUUGGCAACAGAGACACUGAUGAACUCAGUUACAGAAGAAUUGGAAUUCCAAAGGGAAAGAUCUUCAUAAUCAACCCCAAGGGCGAGGUAGCCAUUAGUCACCGUUUAGAUGUGAAGUCAUACACUUCCUUGCACACUCUAGUAAACGACAUGUUCCCGCCAACAUCAAUGAUUGGACAGGAAGAUUUUAAUGAUUGGAACCACUGGAAAAUGCCAUUGCCAGAGAUUAAUGGUAGCUUGUAGGGGUUUGGUUCGUACAAGGAUGAACUCAGACCAACAUUCUUCUAAACAUCUUAUUACACUUUUCUUGGUGGCACACAUGCUAUAAAUUAUUAUUAUUAUUAUUAUUAUUAUUUUAAGGAAUAAGGGUAAAAAAUUAUUAUUAUUAUUAU
Ipomoea nil (Japanese morning glory) is the source of this 3471-nucleotide messenger RNA. RefSeq names its product phosphatidate phosphatase PAH1-like. The transcript has 10 exons. The record is from RefSeq and is a predicted model, not a curated record. Gene Ontology annotation, molecular function: phosphatidate phosphatase activity. Bases 839 to 3322 code for a protein of 827 amino acids. NCBI's taxonomy places the organism in Eukaryota, Viridiplantae, Streptophyta, Magnoliopsida, Solanales, Convolvulaceae.